Messenger RNA from Setaria italica (foxtail millet), 1164 nucleotides. RefSeq names its product MADS-box transcription factor 2. The coding region runs from base 263 to 892 and encodes 209 amino acids. Gene Ontology annotation, molecular function: DNA-binding transcription factor activity, RNA polymerase II-specific; protein dimerization activity; RNA polymerase II cis-regulatory region sequence-specific DNA binding. The record is from RefSeq and is a predicted model, not a curated record. The transcript is spliced from 7 exons. Gene Ontology annotation, cellular component: nucleus. Lineage: Eukaryota; Viridiplantae; Streptophyta; Magnoliopsida; Poales; Poaceae. Gene Ontology annotation, biological process: positive regulation of transcription by RNA polymerase II.
CCAAGUUGCCCGGCGGACGCAAAGCAUACAGAGCACUUGCCGUUUCCGGCGCGCGCCUCUGAACGAACCCGAAAGCCCCCUCAUCACCAUUCCUCUUCCAGCCAUGGCGAUCCCCUUUACUACUCCUCUCCCACCACCACCGCCCCUCCCAACCACACCACACCGGCACCACUACCAACCGGGCGGCUCCAGGCUCCAGUUCAGGAAGGGGAGAAGAGCCGAGCUUUUCUUGGGAGGUUGCCGGAGGAGGAGCUGAGGAAGGAUGGGGCGCGGCAAGAUCGAAAUCAAGCGGAUCGAGAACUCUACCAACCGCCAGGUGACCUUCUCCAAGCGCCGCAACGGGAUCCUCAAGAAGGCGCGGGAGAUCAGCGUGCUCUGCGACGCCGAGGUCGGCGUCGUCAUCUUCUCCAGCGCCGGCAAGCUCUACGACUUCUGCUCCCCCAAGACAUCGCUAUCAAAAAUCUUGGAGAAGUACCAGACCAACUCUGGAAAGAUACUGUGGGAUGAGAAACACAAGAGCCUUAGUGCUGAGAUUGAUCGCAUAAAGAAAGAGAACGAUACCAUGCAGAUUGAGCUCAGGCAUCUGAAAGGUGAAGAUCUAAACUCGCUGCAACCCAAAGAACUGAUCAUGAUUGAGGAGGCACUUGAUAAUGGGCUGACAAACCUAAAUGAGAAACUUAUGGAGCACUGGGAAUUGCAUAUGAGACACAAUAAGAUGCUGGAAGAUGAGAACAAGCUGCUGUCCUUUAAGCUGCACCAGCAAGAUAUUGCGCUAAGCGGCAGCAUGAGAGAUCUCGAGCUGGGGUACCAUCCUGACCGGGACUUUGCGGCCCAGAUGCCAAUAACCUUCCGCGUGCAGCCCAGCCACCCCAACUUGCAGGAGAACAAUUAGGCUGCUGAAUUCCCCACUCCACUUGCCGUUUCAUUUGAAGAUUUCACCCACCACCAUGGCUUGUAUGUUCUAAACUUCUAGUGCAUUGCCAACUGUAUCUCUUCUUUCCAUUAUGUUUGGAGGAGCAUAUAAUGUGUCAGUUGCAUGAUGUGCUGAUGUCAUCGAUCUAGCACACGGUUAACUUGGUAUUGUAUGGUUGUGUAAUCAGUUAAUUACUCUAUUUGUCGGACAGUGAACAGUUCCGUUUGCAAUCAAAACACUGUGAUGAUAAA